Messenger RNA from Vicia faba (fava bean), 657 nucleotides. The record is from the annotation of a GenBank genome assembly. NCBI's taxonomy places the organism in Eukaryota, Viridiplantae, Streptophyta, Magnoliopsida, Fabales, Fabaceae.
AUGAUUGGAUUAAAGCCAAAACCUUGUUUGUUGUUUCAUCUUCUAGCUGUUAUAUUGUUUGCAUGUUCAGUUCAAUCCUUGAGAUUCGAUUUGCCAUCUGGACUCUCCAAAUGCAUCUUCGAAGACAUCAAGAAAAACUGGAUGACGGUUGGAAAUUACUCAAUCGUCAAUUCAAACGAGGGUCAACCUCCACCCUCGGAUCACACCAUUGCUGUUACGUUGUAUAAGUAUGGAGGCUCUACAUCAUAUCAUUAUGCAGAACAUGUUCAAUCGGGACAGUUUGCAUUUGUUGCACCAGAAAGUGGUAACUACGUGGUGUGUUUCUGGGUGGAUUCAACGCAUGAUUCUGGAGUAACACUGUCUAUUGAUUUUGUGUGGAAAGCUGGUGUGGUUGCUAGGGAUUGGUCCAAUAUUGCAAAGCAAACUAACGUUGAUAAAAUGGCACGAGAGGUACGAGUUUUGCAUGAAACUGCAUUGUCUAUUAUGGAAGAGAUAAUUUAUCUUCGCGAACGAGACGAAGAAAUGUUAGAUUUCAAUUGGACAACCAACACCAGAAUGUUAUGGUUGAGUUUUGUUUCAUUUCUUGUUUGUUUCUCAGUAGCUGGGUUGCAACUAUGGCAUUUGAAGAGCUUUUUUAAGAAAAAUAAAAUCCUAUAA